AUGAUCCCGUUGUAUAAAAAUAAGGGGGAUAUCCAGAACUGCAACAACUAUAGGGGUAUCAAGCUGUUGAGCCAUACGAUGAAAGUUUGGGAGAGGGUGGUGGAAGCGAGGAUGAGGAAGAUAGUAUCUAUUUCAGAGAACCAGUUCGGAUUCAUGCCGGGGCGUUCGACUACAGAAGUCAUUCACCUUGUGAGGAGGUUGCUGGAGCAGUAUAGGGAUAAGAAGACUGACUUGCACAUGGUGUUUGUUGACCUUGAGAAGGCUUACGACAAAGUCCCAAGAGAGGGGUUGUGGAGAUGUCUGGAAGCUAGAGGUGUCCCUAUAGCAUACAUUAGAGCGAUUAAGGACAUUGGACGCACUGACAAGCCACAUUCAAGGAGAGGUACCGUGGUGCAUGCGUUGUUUGCAGAUGACAUUAUGCUUAUUGACAAGUCGCGGAGCGGUGUUAACGUGAAACAGGAGGUUUGGCGACAGACUCUGGAGUCGAAGGGUUUGAAGUUGAGCAGGACUAAGACAGAGUACUUAGAGUGCAAGUUCAGUGAUGUAAGUCAGGUAGAGGACGAGGACGUGCAGCUGGAUACUCAGGUCAUCCCGAAGAAAGAAAGUUUCAAGUACCUGGGGUCGAUCAUCCAAUGGACUGACUAG
Molecule: messenger RNA, 645 nt
Organism: Lycium barbarum (goji berry)
Lineage: Eukaryota; Viridiplantae; Streptophyta; Magnoliopsida; Solanales; Solanaceae
Exons: 2
Coding region: 1-645 (214 amino acids)
Source: RefSeq, a predicted model, not a curated record